Messenger RNA from Arachis stenosperma, 1473 nucleotides. RefSeq lists its product as uncharacterized. The transcript is spliced from 3 exons. The record is from RefSeq and is a predicted model, not a curated record. Lineage: Eukaryota; Viridiplantae; Streptophyta; Magnoliopsida; Fabales; Fabaceae. Bases 1 to 1473 code for a protein of 490 amino acids.
AUGGCUAAAAAUUUUGAUGAUAUGUUUAAUGAGGCUUUGUAUGGCAAAAGAAGACGGCAAGAUAACACACUGAUAGAUAAUUGGAUCGAUGAGUAUUUACUCGAAGAUUCAGAAGAAGAAGAUAUCGAUAGAAGCCCUAUCCCAAUUACUCGUAGAUGGAUCAACAGAGAUCGAGAAGCAGGACAUGAUCGCCUUUUUCAAGAUUACUUUGCAGAUGAACCGGUGUAUAAUGCUAACAUUUUUCGACGGAGAUUUCGAAUGAGAAGAGAUGUGUUCCUUCGGAUAGUAGACGCUCUCUCAAACGUCUAUCCGUAUUUCCACCAGAGGGUUGAUGCAACUGGAAGAAGAGGCUUGUCGCCACUUCAGAAAUGUACCGCUGCGAUACGGAUGUUAGCAUACGGCGUAGCAGCUGAUGCUGUUGAUGAUUAUGUGCGCAUAGGCGAGAGCACUACAAUUGAAUGCUUGGAAAAAUUUGUUGAAGGUGUCAUUUCUGUGUUCCAGGAUGAAUACUUGCGAAAACCCAAUCCAAAUGACGUACACCGCCUGCUACAAAUGGCGGAGGGUCGUGGCUUCCCUGGCAUGUUGGGUAGUAUUGACUGCAUGCAUUGGCAAUGGAAAAAUUGUCCAAAGGCGUGGAAAGGUAUGUACAUGAGUGGUUAUCGUGGGGUUGCAACCAUUGUACUUGAGGUUGUAGCAUCUUCAGACCUUUGGAUAUGGCAUGCGUUCUUUGGAGUUUCUGGUUCAAACAACGAUAUCAACGUGUUAGAUCGUUCUCCAGUAUUUGAUGACAUUCUAAAUGAUCGUGCUCCGGAGGUAAAUUAUACUAUUAAUGGUAAUAAUUAUACAAUGGGAUACUACGUAGCAGAUGGUAUUUAUCCUGAAUGGGCCACAUUUGUCAAAUCAAUCUCAAAGCCACAAGGGGAGAAAUGCAAGUUAUUUGCACAAUACCAAGAAGGGCAAAGAAAAGAUGUGGAACGAGCAUUCGGAGUGUUGCAAGCACGCUUUGCAAUUAUACGUGGUCCAGCUCGUUUUUGGGAAAAGAAGAAGCUUGCCAACAUAACGAGAGCUUGUAUUAUAUUGCAUAAUAUGAUUGUUGAGGAUGAAAGAGACACUUAUGCAAGAAAUUUUGCUCAAGGCUUAGAGUAUGAUGAUGUUGAAAAUGGAUUAUCACAACCUCAGCUGGGAGAAGAAGAUUUUGCACCAUACCAUCAAUUUCUCCAAAGAAAUGCCCAACUUCGAAAUAGGCAGCAGCAUAGACAAUUGAAAGAGGACUUGAUUGAACACAUAUGGUGGGCCAUAAACAGGAACUGGGAUGAGUUCCCUACUGGAGAUGGUCUAAGGCCUUGGAGAUGGGGAAUGGGGCCCCGCGGGAAACGCGGGAAAUACGGAGAACGGGGAUGGGGACAAUUAUUUCCCAUGACGGGGAAUGGGGCGGGGACGGGGAUUAAUUCUGGGGGCGGGGACGGGGAGUAG